Messenger RNA from Leptosia nina, 2547 nucleotides. The record is from the annotation of a GenBank genome assembly. Lineage: Eukaryota; Metazoa; Arthropoda; Insecta; Lepidoptera; Pieridae.
AUGAGACAAAAAGGUAAUAAAAUGCCCAAACAUUGCUAUAUCUGUAAUAAGCAGGAUGGAGGGGUUGAGAGGACUAAAGUCAAUAAUAUAUUUGACUCUAAGACUCCCAUUUCUGAUAAGAAAGUGUGUUUAGUGCUACAGGAAAUAUCGGGCAAAGUAGUUGAGGAAAAACAUAAAAAACGGAAUAAUCUAUGUGCUAAAUGCUACAAAAAUUUGCUAGAAUAUGAUUAUUUACUAGCUCGACUGAAUGAUAUGAGAAAAGGCAUAAGCAAUAACAUAGCCAAAUCCGAAGAUAUUCGUAAAACACAAACUGAAGAUGACAGUGAAAUAAACAACAGAUCCAAAAAAAAAGUAAAAUUUGUAGUCCCAGCAUCGAAGUUAAAGCCUGUUCCGCCUGGUUUUGAUUUGAAACUGAAAAAUAAUAAUUUGUUUUCAACUAAAACCCAUCCUAUCUCAGUGACAAAACAACCAGUACCAAUAUUUCAGACUCAACAAAAAAUACCACAGACUAUAUCUCAAACAAUAGAACCAAACAACCAAUGUACAGAAAUGCCAAUAAUACUGCCGAGUGAUAUAUCAUCUAUUCUAGAUAGGAAAGGGUUCAGUUUAGAUGAUUUAGUUCUUAUGAAGGACAAAAAUAAUGAGAAUAACGAUGAUAGACCUAUGGAAAUUGAUGAAGAUGCAGUUAUUGUCGAAGCAGAAAAUGGUUUGCUGAGUGUUGUUUCACAUCAAAAGCUUUUAUAUGGCAACUCUGGAUUAUCAUUUGUAAUGCCUCAGGAUACCAUAAACAACCAAGAUGAGGAUGGGCAAGAUUCAAAUUCAGAAUCACACAUAGAGCUCCAAGUCUCCGGUGACGAAGAGACUGCUAAAGCAAUUAUCGCUGCAGCUAAUGAACAAGGCGGUACGUUUAUAAAAGUGGACACGGGCGAGAUGUUUGAAGUACAAUCUGUGGAGAGUAAGAUGCAAGACUUCAAUAAUGGUGACGAUGCUCUACGGUUAGACGACGGAAACAUGGUGGAAGUUGUGGAUGAUCAAUUUAAAUGCUUAUUUUGCGAGAGAAACAACACUACGGUGAAAUCUGAAUCAGUACUUGGUGACGCUGAUUGGAUGAUGAACCACCUGAAGACCGCGCAUUCAGCGAGGCUGUACCUCUGCAGUUGCGGCGUUAUUAUAAGAAAGAGGGCAGACUUCACCGCUCAUCUAGAAAUACACGCAGAUAAAAAUAACAUUCUCACUCCGCAGACAGCGGAAAGGUUGGGCAGACAACACGAGUGCCAAGUUUGUAAGAAGAAAUUCAGUUCUCGGCUCGUGCUCUCCGGUCACAUGAACACACACACAGGCAACCGGCCGUAUACGUGCGAUAUUUGCAAUAAGUCCUUUGCGUCUCGAUACUCGCAACAAGCACACAUGAAGACACAUAGUGAAAGACCUCGUCCUUACAAAUGCACGGAAUGUGGCAAAUCAUUCUUCACACCACACAACCUCGCGCACCAUCAAAAGAUCCACUCCGGAGUAAAAGAUUUUGUCUGUAAAGUCUGUGGUAAAGCUUUUGGAUCUCAACACAAUCUGGAAGUCCAUGCCGUGGUACAUUCAGGCGUUAAACCGUUUGUCUGUUCUGUCUGUAAUAAGGGUUUCGCAAGACGCGCAGAAGUCAGGGAUCAUAUGCGAAUACAUACAGGUGAACGCCCAUUUGAAUGCGAGCAUUGCGGCGCAAGAUUCUCUCAACGCUCCAACUUACAUUCGCAUAGGCGAGCUACACAUUUGAACGACAAGAGGCAUCAGUGUCCUCACUGUACAAAGAAAUUUAAACGGCGGCGUUUACUAGAAUACCACAUAAAAUCCAACCACACUGGCGAGAGGCCACUCAAGUGCGAACUGUGCGAUGCUUCGUUCAUAUAUCCGGAACAUUACAAGAAACACGUCCGAAUACACAGUGGGGAAAGGCCAUUUGCAUGCGAGGUUUGCGGCAAGAGCUUCAAUUCGCGCGACAAUAGGAACGUACACAGAUUCGUACACAGCGACCGAAAACCGUACGAAUGCGUAAUUUGCGGCACCGGCUACAUGAGGAAACAUUUGCUCUACCAGCAUAUGAAUUCUACGGGUCACAUUUCCGAGUCCAUCGUUGUGAAUCAACCGCGCGUUAGCGAAGUGGAAGAUGAGGAGUCCAAAGUUCAAUCCAUAAUUAUUAGUGCAGAUAACAAAGACGGCAAAAUUAUGGAUACUGUUUUUGAAACGGAUGAACUGCAGGUCUUAGCCGCCACCGAAAAGGGACCAACGGAAACCGUCAACGCGCCGACCCAAUACAUCUUGUCUGCUGGACAUAAAGCGAUGAAUAUAAUUCAAGAAAACGAAGCGCAAAUAGAGGACAACACUUACAUGAUACAAAACUUUGAGAAUUCUGAACAGAUAGAUGGCACUGUACUUGAAAACCUUACUACCGAGCAGCUGGAAGAAUCGCCUGUCUUAAGUGACGGUAAUAGCACUUGGCGUUUCUUUCAAGUUCAGCUGUCUGAUGGUGAGUCCGGUUGGGUUGCAGUCGGUCAGUAA